Molecule: messenger RNA, 978 nt
Organism: Asparagus officinalis (garden asparagus)
Lineage: Eukaryota; Viridiplantae; Streptophyta; Magnoliopsida; Asparagales; Asparagaceae
Exons: 6
Coding region: 174-755 (193 amino acids)
Source: RefSeq, a predicted model, not a curated record
UGUUUUCUCCCCCCAAAUCAAAACCCCAAACCUUGGUUCACUGCCAAGAGCGCUCCGCUUCUUUCUCCGACCGACCGACCACCAUCUCCAACUCGCCGCCGUCUCCUCUGCGGAGGAAGUCAACGUCGUUCAAGAUUUUUCCUAAUUUGUAUGUAAAUAAGAUAAAACCCCAAAUGGGGACGAGAGAAGUGUACGAGGAGAAGCUCCGAUCUGCUGACUUACACUACGACCCCACGAUAAACCCCGGCCUCGGAUCCGCUCGCUGCCCUCGAUGCCUCUCUCACGUUGAUCCCAACACUAGAAACGGAGAGGGGACGAUUACUUCAGUUCUUCAUGAUUUGUCGGCGGUCGCUGGCUCUGGGAUUGGUGCUUUGCUCAGCGCUGUACAUGGAUUUAAUACAGGAAAAUAUUUUUUUUUUGUUGCCUUUUAUGUGUGCUUCUAUUUUUAUAAUGUUUGGAAUUUGGUUAUUAUCAUUAUUAUUAUUAUUAAAUUUUUUUUGCUGAAUUGGGUUUUUUGUUGGAUUUGUUGCAGGUAUUCCUCUUGUUCAGAAGCAUGUGAAAGGACCCAAGUGGGUGCAGAUUGCUACAGGGGUUCCCCUACUACUAUUAUUUUCUGGAGUUGGUGCUGCAGUUGGAGCAUAUGCAGUCCCAAAGUUUGCGCAGCUUACAGUGUCAUCCUACUAUGCUGCCUACAGUGCAUCUCAUUAUGCAAUAUCACAGGCUACUCAUCGAAUAGAAGGGGUCCAUGCUUCUGAAGGACUUCAUGAUAAGUCCAGAUGAUGCAAUUCCAAGUUGUCUUCAAACCAAUAGGACUACUUAGAGUUUGUGAAAUAAAGUUUUUGCUGUAUAGGAUAUUAUAAAUUUUGUAUGCAUGAGUUUUUUUACUUCAUGCUUUUGGGUGUAAUGAAAGACAGUAUGAUGCAAAAUACUACAGGAAUUGAUGUUCUGAAAAAAGGAAUAUCAGACUUUUCCUCUUCC